Talaromyces amestolkiae is the source of this 2007-nucleotide messenger RNA. RefSeq lists its product as uncharacterized. The transcript has 3 exons. Gene Ontology annotation, molecular function: RNA binding. Gene Ontology annotation, cellular component: nucleolus; PeBoW complex. NCBI's taxonomy places the organism in Eukaryota, Fungi, Ascomycota, Eurotiomycetes, Eurotiales, Trichocomaceae. The record is from RefSeq and is a predicted model, not a curated record. Bases 1 to 2007 code for a protein of 668 amino acids. Gene Ontology annotation, biological process: maturation of LSU-rRNA from tricistronic rRNA transcript (SSU-rRNA, 5.8S rRNA, LSU-rRNA); ribosome biogenesis.
AUGGGCAAAAUAAAGAAGAAGGGAACCACCGGCCAGGCCAAAAACUACAUCACGCGAACACAAGCCGUGCGCAAAUUGCAGAUUUCUCUCCCAGAUUUUCGACGACUAUGUAUCUUCAAAGGCAUCUACCCCCGUGAGCCCCGAAACAAAAAGAAGGCGGCCAAGAACUCCACGGCGAGCACCACUUUUUACUACACCAAAGAUAUCCAGUACCUUCUCCAUGAGCCGCUGCUCCGAAAGUUCCGCGAUCAAAAGGCACUCGCAAAGAAAAUCGCCCGAUCCCUUGGUCGUGGUGAGGUCGGAGACGCCGCACGAUUAGAAAAGAACCUUGCGCCAAAGCUUACUCUCGACCAUAUCAUCAAAGAACGAUACCCGACCUUUGUCGACGCAUUGAGAGAUCUUGAUGAUUGUCUAUCGUUACUAUUCCUCUUUGCAAGUCUUCCGUCUACCACAAAUGUCCCUCCCAAGACAGUUGCAAAAUGCCAGCGGCUCUGCCACGAAUUCCAGCAUUAUCUCAUCACCACACAUUCGAUGCGCAAGUCGUUCCUUUCGAUCAAGGGUAUUUAUUACCAAGCUACUAUACAGGGCCAGGAUAUCCUCUGGCUCGUUCCAUACCGCUUCGUUCAACAGGUAAACGGCGAUGUUGACUACCGUAUCAUGGCCACCUUUGUCGAGUUCUACACUACCCUGCUUGGCUUUGUCAAUUACCGAUUAUAUACUUCUAUCGGCCUGGUCUACCCUCCGAGAUUCGACUCCGCUAGUGACGAACGAGGAGCUGAACUGGCUGCUUUCAAGCUUGAAAGUAAGAAUGUUGGACAUUUGAAAGCUCUUGAACAACCGACUACAAAUGGCAAUGCAGCCAAUAGCGAGGUUUCGGAGGAGCUUCAGAAGAAGGUAGACGACGUUGUCAAAUCAGCUGGUCUUGACCAAGCUCAAGAGACUUCCGUGGCCGAAGAUCAGACAACGAACGAAUAUGCUAUCGACAAGUUUGAACCCGCUGCUCCGGAAGCAGACACCCUCCCCCAGCCCGACGGAAGCGAGAACGAGGCUGGAAGUCUGUUCUCGUCUUUCACUUUCUUCAUCUCACGAGAGGCCCCUAAGGCACCUUUGGAAUUCCUCCUACGCUCUUUCGGAUGUAAGCGAAUUGCUUGGGACGCAGUUGCCGGAGAAGGCGCUUUCACCAACGACGAGUCCGAUCCACGCAUCACCCACCAGAUCGUUGAUCGCCCGCCUCUUCCGGAAUCAGCACUUCCAGCUAUGCCUGAGGAAGCAAAUGCUGAUUCGGUGCGCAUUCGCACCGGCGGCCGCAUUCCAGGUCGCACAUAUGUUCAACCCCAGUGGGUAUGGGAUUGUAUUAACGAAGGCAAACUUCUGCGACCAGAUCUAUACGCACCUGGAGCCACGCUUCCACCGCAUCUUAGCCCAUGGGUGAAGGCGACAAGAGGUGCCUACGAUCCUCGAGCAAGUCUCGCAGACCAAGAGGAAGAAGGUGAAGCCGAGCGUGCAGAAGAAGAAGAGGAAGAAGAAAGCGAAGAAGAGGAAGUUGCCGAAGACUCAAAGAUGGCUGACGAAGCUGAAGCGAGCGAAGGCGAGGAUGACCACGGCAUGGACGUGGAUGAUUCGGAGCAGGAAGAAGAGGACGAAGAGGAAGAAGAGGAUGACGAUUUCGGCGGAUUUGACGAUGCUGCAGAAGCUGCUUCUGAAUCUGAAGAUGAGGACGAGGCUCUGCGAUCUCAGCAUCAGAAGGAACUCGAGGCCGAAGCCGCCGGUCUACCGUUCAGCGGCACUACAAAGAGCUCAUCAGCCAAGAAGUCAACCAAGACCAAGAAAUACGAAGCCGAGAGACGCAAGGAAGAGGAAGAGCUCGAGCGACAGAAGAUGAUGAUGAGCAGAAAGAAGCGCAAGUUGUUGGAUAAGAUGUUGUACUCCAACAAGAAGAAGGAUGAAGAGGCUCAAAAGCUGCGCGGCAAGCGGAGAAAGAUUGAGAAUGCUUCCAAGAAGGCUUGA